AUGUCAGCAAUCGAGAAGAGAACAAGCUCGAAAGAGGAGGCGGGGGACAACAAUGUCAACCGACGACACUCCAAGGGCGAGCUCAAGUGGCGAAAUAGAUCAUGGACCGUUGUUUUCAUUGCGGUCUUUGUGAGCUACUUGAUACUAGCUAUCUGGGUCAUUUUUCAAGUACACAAGAAUGCGGACAUCUAUCUGGAUAUCGAUGACGCAAAGCUACCCUCGUUUCUGAAGAAUUUCCGAGUCGAGAAGAGACAGAAUUCGGAGGCAGGUGGCCUCGCGGUGGAACAGCCCCCUCCUGUGGAUCUGAACGUCGCGCGCAUCCUCGCUGGCGCUUCCCUACUUGGCCUUUCUUGCUCACUAUUACUUCUUGCGUUCACCAUUUUCUUCCCUUUAGCGCUUGUCUGGAGCGGUCAUGUCUUGAUGAUUGCUUCGACACUUCUUGGAGGCGGCUGUAAGUCACGCUAUCAUCUGGAUCUCGCCUCAGCUCAUCAUCCAGCGGCUUUGAUGCGCGGACAGGUCCAAGGUGCUGCAAUAGCCUUCACCGUAGCCAUUCUUCUCAUUCUCUCUUGUUGCCUCAAGUCUCUUCGAGACAUGAUGCGCCGCGCCGCAGUGAUGAUACGGGCUAUCAGUGGCAUCGGCUGGGCUAACCCAAGCGUAUAUGUCCUUUCUGUAGCUGGAUGCGACGCAGCCGGAGGAUGCGGCUGGGCCAAAGCGAUCUUCGCUAUUAUCUAUAUUCUUUUCGCUCAGAACUGGAUCGGCGGAACCAUAGCGAAUAUCAUCACUGCGACCCUGGCCGGCGGACCAUACAGUGCUUGGUUCCAAGACCCCAAAUGGAAUCCUCUGGACAGAUUCAAGCCUACCGUCACCGCCGCGCUAUGGGCGAGCUUGACGAUUUCUUUAGGAUCUCUGGCGUUCAAUGCAAUGAUCACUGACCUCAUCAAUCUAGCAGUCUGGAUAUUGGAGAAUAUCAUCGGCGCGACAACUCUGGCUGAGAAGUUCAACCGAUAUGUUUGCAUCGUAAUUGGAGUGAAUGACUUCCAGCUCAGCUACUCCGAGGCUGCCAAACGCACUUACGCAUUCGCCAAGAAAGGCGCAAUCGUACCACAGAAACACCUUGAAAAGCUGCAGAGCAUAGGUAACUGGAGCGAGAAUUUCGGAGGACGGCAAGCCAAGAAGAUGGGUCCUAUAGCUGCAAGGCUUAACGACGACAAGCAAAACAGACUGUCCACAAAUCAUUUCAAAAAUGGGCUGGGAGCUCUCAUCAAUGAUGCUCUUGUCGCGAACGCUUUAGGUUUCGGAUCUUUGGCAUGCGGUGUGGUGGCAGUGAUAGCGACCUAUUUGUACAUGCAGAAUGGUGGGAAUGGCGUCACCAGGGCAUUUGUCGUGUACGCCUUUUUCAUGGCGUUUGCCAUUGCGAGCAUACUCAGCAAAGCGAUUGAAGCAGGCGUUUCCACGCUCUAUGUCUGUAUUUACGGUCCGCCCGGAGAAGUCAACUCUUACGGUCAAUCUCAAAUGCCCGUCAGAGAUAUCCUUAUGGAGAACUGCUCCGAACUUUACGACUUGAUGAUGGAGCGGUACCCAAAGGUCUUCGACGGCGCUUAUCGCGAAGGAGAGAAGAAGGUACCUUUGGACGAGCGAGCUCCCUUGAAGCCUGGAGACAGUUGA
This is a messenger RNA of Dioszegia hungarica, 1665 nucleotides long. RefSeq lists its product as uncharacterized. Gene Ontology annotation, molecular function: transmembrane transporter activity. The record is from RefSeq and is a predicted model, not a curated record. The transcript is spliced from 18 exons. Lineage: Eukaryota; Fungi; Basidiomycota; Tremellomycetes; Tremellales; Bulleribasidiaceae. Bases 1 to 1665 code for a protein of 554 amino acids. Gene Ontology annotation, cellular component: membrane. Gene Ontology annotation, biological process: transmembrane transport.